Messenger RNA from Cicer arietinum (chickpea), 1986 nucleotides. Its product is annotated as L-gulonolactone oxidase 3. Gene Ontology annotation, molecular function: FAD binding; D-arabinono-1,4-lactone oxidase activity. Gene Ontology annotation, cellular component: membrane. Lineage: Eukaryota; Viridiplantae; Streptophyta; Magnoliopsida; Fabales; Fabaceae. The record is from RefSeq and is a predicted model, not a curated record.
CUGAUAUAUAAUAUAAUAGUGUUGUAACCAACACACAACAAAACCCGACCAAAUACAAUCAUAAAAAUCACAACUCAUUCAAUUCAAGUUCAACACACCAUCAUCACCCACAUGGGUAGAAGUAGCACCAAUUGGAUUUGGUGGAUUUUAUGUGUGAUUCACACACUUCCACUAUUCAUCAAAACAAUCCAUGGCUUAACCCCACAAUCUCCAAUUCAAUGUAACCAAACAAUUUGUACCCUUCAAAAUUCCUAUGGCACAUGGAAUGACCGUAAAAUUUGCUAUGCUCUAAAUGUAACAUACCCAACAAACGAAGAAGAACUUCGUUUAGCUGUUUCCUAUGUUGUUCAAAACAACCUUAAAGCCAAAGUUGUCACAAAAUUCUCACACACAAUUCCAAAGCUCUCAUGUCCACUACAACAACAAAAUAUUAUUAAUAAUAAUAAUAAUGUAAAUUCUGCUUUUCUUAUAAGCACUGAAAAGUAUAAUUCAGGAAUUGAAAUUGAUGCUAAAAAUUUGUUUGUUACGGUUGAUUCGGGUGUUGGGCUUCGUCCAUUGAUUGAUGAAGUUGAAAAAAAUGGGUUUAGUUUGGGGGGUGUACCUUAUUGGGAAGGUGUUAGUGUUGGGGGUGUAAUUAGCACUGGAGCACAUGGUAGUUCUUGGUGGGGUAAAGGUGGUGCUUUUCAUGAUCAUGUUUUGGGUAUUAAUCUUGUUGUGCCUGCUUCUAAAUCUGAAGGGUAUGCUAAGGUUUUGAGGUUGGAACCAAAUGAUCCUCUUUUGAAAGCUGCCAAAGUUUCUCUAGGAGUCUUGGGUGCCAUCUCCAAGGUAAAGUUAUCAAUUGAGCCUAGGUUCAAAAGAAGCAUAACAUACAAUUUCACAGAUGAUACAGAUAUUGAAAAUAUAUACAUAGAUCAUGCAAAGAAGUAUGAGUUUGCAGACAUAACUUGGUAUCCAUCAAGAAAUACAGCUGUUUACAGAUAUGAUUUUAGGGUUCCCUUAAAUACAUCUGGUGAUGGACAUUUUGAUUUCAUUGGAUUUCAAGCCAAUCCCAUCUUCAUCUCUGAGUCCGUUAGAGGGGCAGAGAAAUUGCUGGAAAACAUGAGAAGCACAAAAGGAAAAUGCUUAACAGCAGCUACUACCUUGGGAUUCAAGAAAUUAACAGCCAAUGGUUUAAAGAACAAUGGCCUAAUUUUCACUGGCUACCCUGUAAUUGGUUACCAAGGAAAAAUGCAAACUUCAGGUUCAUGUUUAUAUUCAACAAAAUCAGAUACAUCAUGUGCUUGGGAUCCAAGAAUCAAAGGAUUGUUCUUCUAUGAAUCAACAGCUAUUUUCCCUGCCUCAAAAUUUAAAGACUUUAUCAUUGAUGUCAAAAAAUUAAGAGACAUAGAUCCACAAAAGUUUUGUGGCAUAGACAUUUACAAUGGAAUUUUGAUACGUUACAUUAAAGCCUCAGAUGCAUACUUAGGACAAAUUGAAGACUCUAUAGUAAUUGAUUUCAAUUAUUAUCGUGCAAAUGACCCUUUUACCCCUAGAUUAAACCAAGAUGUGUGGGAGGAAUUGGAGCAACUUGCAUUUUUCAAAUAUGGUGCUAAACCACAUUGGGCUAAGAAUAGGAACUUAGCAUUUUUGGGGGUGCAAAAAAAGUAUCCUAAGUUUAAUCUUUUUAUUGAAGCCAAAAAUAAAUUGGACCCACAAAGUGUGUUCUCUGGUGAUUGGUCAGAUGAGAUUUUGUAUGGAAAGGAUUCAAUAAAAUAUGAUGGGUGUGCUUUGGAAGGACAGUGUAUUUGUUCUGAAGAUAGACAUUGCAGUCCACAAAAAGGGUAUUAUUGUAAAAAUGGUCUUGUCUACAAUGAAGCUAGGGUUUGUAGGUAUUCAUCAACCUCUGCGUCUUUGGAUUCACUCCAAUGAGGUAAUAAUGUAGUUGAUUUGUUUCAAACAGUUGAAUAAAAAUUUGAUACACAAAUUUUGAAAUAUUCCAUUUUUAUA